UAGGCGCUAUUUGCAGCGUCAUCGUGACGUUUGACGUAUGAAAGUGCGUGCUGACGCUGCGUGGGGCCGUUUUCCCUCCUCGUUGACAAAGCUGUGCGGUGGAUGUUGAGCUAAAGCGCUUCCAUCGCUGAACUUUCUGACUCUGUAGUUUGGUCAGUGUGGACGGAAGGCAAACAGAGAGGCGGGUGUCACAUUGGUGUUAAAGAGACUUAUGCUGUCCUGCUAGCAGGGCAAGAUGUUCAACAAAUCAUUUGGGACUCCCUUCGGUGGUGGGGCGGGAGGAUUUGGCACCUCGUCCACCUUCGGUCAGCAAAACACGGGCUUUGGGACGGCGGGAGGCUUCGGCACGUCUGCGUUCGGGGCGACGACAAACACUGGAGGACUGUUUGGAUCCACGCAGAAUAAACCAGGUGGGCUCUUUGGGUCCAGCACGUUCAGCCAGCCGGCAACUUCCUCCACCAGCACCGGCUUCGGUUUCGGCGCAGCGAGCGGCACCUCCACCAGCCUGUUUGGCAACACUGGCACAGGCACCACCGGCGGACUCUUCUCCCAGCAGAACAAUGCUUUCGGUGCCAAGCAAGCCACCUCGUUUGGAAGCUUCGGGACGAGCACCAGCAGCAGCGGCGGCCUCUUCGGCUCCACCAACACCACCUCCAACCCGUUCGGCGGGGCUACGUCCCUGUUUGGAGGUUCGGGGUUCUCCGCCACUCAGCAGCCGGGAACGACCGUGAAGUUCAACCCUCCGACAGGAAGUGACACAAUGGUGAAGGCGGGCGUGACAACGAGCAUCAAUACGAAGCACCAGUGCAUCACUGCCAUGAAGGAGUACGAGAACAAGUCUCUGGAGGAGUUGAGGCUGGAGGACUACCAGGCGGGCAGGAAAGGCCCAACCAACCCGAUGGCCCCGGGAACCGGCAGUCUUUUCGGCCAGGCCACGGCCACGCCCAGCGCCACCACCGGCCUCUUCGGAUCCUCGGCUCCCAACAGCAGCUUCUCCUUCGGCCAGAACAAGAGCACCUUCGGAGGGCCAACUACCGGCAGUUUUGGCGCGACCACAGGCGGCCUGUUCAGUCAGCAGACCCAGCAGCAGGCCGGCAGCCUCUUCAAGCCCUUUGGUGCGACCACCACCGCCCAGAGCACCGGCUUCUCCUUUGGAAACACCAACACGAUAGGACAGGCCAACACCAGCAGCAUGGGUUUGUUUGGGAACACGGCGGCGUCUCAGUCGGGCGGCUUGUUCGGCUCAGCUCAGACCAGCACCGCCACUGGUUUCGGGACAGCCACGGGCCUGUUCGGCCAAACCAACACUGGAUUUGGGAAUGUCGGCACUCAGAGUUUAUUCGGUAACAAGACAGCCGGGUUCGGCACCACCACCACCAGUGCCCCGUCCUUUGGCACCACCACCGGCCUUUUUGGGAACAAGCCCACCCUCACACUGGGAACCGGAACCAACACCUCCACCUUCGGUUUCGGUGCAAACCCUGCUGGAGGAGGACUGUUUGGGAACAAGUCCACCACUGGAGCGCUGGGGACCGGACUGGGAACCAGCUUCGGAACAGCAGUCGGCCCCGGGCAGACACUGUUUGGCAACACCCAGAACAAACUGGGCACCGCGCUGGGAACGAUGGGAACGUUCGGAACAACUGGGUUCAACAGUGGAACGAGCACCCUGGGAUUCGGAGCAACGCAGCCCGUCGCCCUCACAGAUCCCAAUGCAGCGGCUGCCCAGCAGGCCAUGCUCCAGCAGCAGCUCAGCGUGCUGGCGUACUCGCCAUACGGAGACUCGCCGCUCUUCAGAAACCCGCUCUCAGACCCCAAGAAGAAGGAGGAGGUAAGGGUGGCGUAGCCGAUGAGCUCCAGCUGCUCAUGUACGAAGUUAUUUUUAAAUUCUAUCGAGAUCCAAAGAUGAGGAUUUACUUUCAGUUUUAACUUCACGGCAAAGAAGCCGUCAAACUCGAGCUUCUGCCCUGCAGUAGGCUACGUCCACACUAACCCAG
Messenger RNA from Pundamilia nyererei, 1997 nucleotides. RefSeq names its product nucleoporin 98 and 96 precursor. The coding region runs from base 236 to 1846 and encodes 536 amino acids. The transcript is spliced from 13 exons. NCBI's taxonomy places the organism in Eukaryota, Metazoa, Chordata, Actinopteri, Cichliformes, Cichlidae. Gene Ontology annotation, cellular component: nuclear pore cytoplasmic filaments; nuclear pore. Gene Ontology annotation, molecular function: structural constituent of nuclear pore; RNA binding. The record is from RefSeq and is a predicted model, not a curated record. Gene Ontology annotation, biological process: RNA export from nucleus; protein import into nucleus; telomere tethering at nuclear periphery.